Vespula vulgaris is the source of this 8908-nucleotide messenger RNA. It is a transcript of the gene kuz, whose product is annotated as disintegrin and metalloproteinase domain-containing protein 10. Gene Ontology annotation, biological process: Notch signaling pathway; membrane protein ectodomain proteolysis. The transcript is spliced from 15 exons. The record is from RefSeq and is a predicted model, not a curated record. Lineage: Eukaryota; Metazoa; Arthropoda; Insecta; Hymenoptera; Vespidae. The coding region runs from base 1442 to 4141 and encodes 899 amino acids. Gene Ontology annotation, molecular function: metalloendopeptidase activity. Gene Ontology annotation, cellular component: plasma membrane.
AGCCGAACGCGUCGUGCAGGAGGGCGAGAGGAAAGGAUAAAAUAAUGUCGGCAGGGAAGUCGAGGUUGGAGCAGUGGUAGGACUGUCAGCAGUGCGUCGACAGUGGCGACUGGAGAAAAGAAAGAGAGAGAGAGAGAGAGAAGGAGAGAGAGAAAGAAAGAGAGAGACGAGCGUGCGUGUAGCGAAUUUUGCUGGUGCGAUGCGUUUGCCAAAUUCCGAGUCGUCGUCUCGAACGGGUGCGUGAGCAAGGGUCUUGCGCGCGCGAGAAAGAGAGAGAGAGAGAGAGUGAGUGAAAAAGAGAGAGAGAGAGAGAGAGAGAGGUCAUAGUGUUGUGUUGAGAGGAGAGGAGAAGCGAGCUGUGCGUCGCGAGGCUACUCAAGAAAGAAAGAAAGAAAGAGAAAAAUAAUCUCGGAAGGGCGGAACGUCGUCGAGCUGUCGUCCAGCACGCGCGUUCUUUGUGCGUCGUAUCGUCGUGGUCGUGGUCGUGAUCGUGUCGUGUCGUUGUUGUCCUCUCUCUUCUUCUCUCGCAUCGCGUCUAUCGCGAGGAAGCUGUAACACGAUGGCGUAGUUUUCAUCCGCUAAGAGAGGACCGUGACUUUGAGGAAAUAGAAAAAAAAAAAAAGGGAAAGAAAGAACGAAGGGACGAGUAAAGGAGGGAGAGCAACGGGAAGAUAGGUAUAUUCUAGCGAAGUUUAUCGAGCAAGGACGACGGUGACCGACAAGGAGAGAAAGAGAGAGAGAGAGAGAGAGAGAAAGAGCUAGAAAGAGAAAGAGAAAGAGAGAGAGAGAUAUCUACACAGUAUACGUGUACGUAAGUAAUAAAAAGAAAACAGAGAAAGAGGGAGGGACGGUGUCGAGGAAUCGAAUAAACCAGACGGGUUGAAAAAAGGCGCGUUUUCGUAGUGUCGUCGCGUGUCUCUUCGGGUGUGUUUUGUGUCUCUCCGUUGUGUGUAUAUACUAGUGUGCUUUACAAUGGUGUGCGUGUGUUAUCGUUAGCUCGCAUCUCGGCGCGUCAUGUCGAUCCUCCUCGUACUCGUAAACGUACGUCCUCCUCACUUCGGUCAUCGACUUCCCGUUAAACAAACGUACAUAGGCGAGCUCUCGUCGAAUUAAUAAUCGUCCUCUUCCUAACCUCGCUCCGUCGUCGUUGUCGUCGUCAUCUUCGUCAUCGUCAUCGUCAUCGUCAACGUCAACGUCAACGUCAACGUUUACGACCGUGUCUCUCUCUCUCUUUUACUCUUUUCGUCGUCAUCGUCACGAUCGUAUUUACGAGAACACAUUCUCAAGAAGGAAGAAAAAUCAAUCAGCUGUAUUUUCCACCUCUUCUCCUCCUCUCCCCCUCCCACCUGCCCGCCCGUCCGUCCGCCUACUUGAAACGAUCUUCCUCGUUAAACAACUCGGUAGAUAAAAUAAAGAAAGUGAGAGAUAGUAGAAAGGAAUUAUGGUUACGAUGAUCAGUGAUACGUGCGGAUACGUCCUCUUCCUGCUGCUGCUGUUGCUGGUUCCAUACAUCGAAAGCGCUCGCCGAUUAAACGAAUACAUUCGCCACUACGAGCCACUUUCCUAUCCAACGGAGGAGGUCCACAGAGGUCACCUGAGGGCCAAGAGGUCGGUCACCCGCGACAAUUCCGUGACUUUAAAGUUUCGCUCGCACGGCAGAGACUUUCACAUUCGUCUGAAACGAGACUUGAACACGUUUAGCAAUAAUCUAGUUAUAGAGGGUCCUACCGGACACGAAGAGGGACUUGAUACCUCGCAUAUUUACGAGGGUCAUCUCAUCGGAGAACCAGGUAGUCACGUAUUCGGAAGCAUCACCGAUGGUGUCUUUCACGGGAAGAUAGUGUCACCACGAGCUGGUGCGUGGUACGUGGAAAGAGCACACUAUUACUUUCCGCCACACGAGAUAAACGAUACUCUGCACUCCGUGAUCUAUCACGAAAAUGACGUCGGUGAUCCAUACUCCCAAGUUCGACAAGGCGACUCCAGCGGCUGUGGCAUUAACGAACAGAUAAUCGAGUGGAUGGACAAAAUUCAAAAUUCCGGUGACCUCGACUUACCCACUCCGAUUACGUCGAAAAAAGAUACGAAGCCGAAAGUCGAGCCAUGGAACGGCGAUCAGGAAACUCCUGGACACAAAUAUUCCAGAGAAGCGAACGAACCGAGUCAUCGAAGAACACGCAGAGCUACCAGACCGAAGGAAGACAAUAAAAACACCUGCUCGUUGUUCAUUCAAACGGAUCCUCUUAUUUGGCGGCAUAUAUCCGAACAGCUGCAUCACGACGCGGAAAAAACGAGAGAAGAAAUACUCUCUUUGAUCGCGCAUCACGUCACAGCCGUGAACUACAUUUACAGAGACACCAGAUUCGACGGUAGAAUCGAGCAUAGAAACAUCAAGUUCGAGGUACAAAGGAUAAAGAUCGACGACGAUACCGCGUGCACGCAACAGCAGACUUAUGGCGAGCCAAAUCCAUUUUGCAUGGAAAACAUCGAUGUCAGCAAUUUUCUGAAUUUACAUUCGUUGGGCAAUCACGAGGAUUUUUGUCUCGCUUAUGUGUUCACCUACAGGGAUUUUACUGGCGGUACACUCGGUCUCGCUUGGGUCGCUUCGGCGUCCGGCGCUUCCGGUGGUAUUUGCGAGAAGUAUAAAACGUAUACCGAGACCGUAGGAGGGAUGUAUCAAUCCACGAAGAGAUCUCUCAACACCGGUAUCAUCACUUUCGUGAAUUACAACAGCAGAGUUCCGCCGAAAGUUUCCCAACUGACAUUGGCUCACGAAAUAGGUCAUAACUUCGGAUCGCCGCACGAUUUUCCACCCGAAUGUAGGCCAGGCGGUUUGCAUGGUAAUUAUAUCAUGUUUGCUUCUGCCACGAGCGGUGAUCGACCUAACAACAGUAAAUUCUCCAAAUGCAGCAUCGGCAAUAUCAGCAACGUCUUGGACGCGAUAGAGGAUAACAAGAAAAGAAAUUGCUUCACCGCGUCCGCCGGUGCAUUUUGCGGUAACAAAAUCGUCGAGGCGGGCGAGGAAUGCGACUGCGGUUACGACGACGACGAGUGCGUGGAUAAAUGUUGUUACCCGAGGCAGGUGUCGGAAUUGGAUAAGAUUAAAAACGAGACGGCGAAAGGGUGUAGCAGAAAAUACGGGACGCAGUGCAGUCCCAGUCAAGGACCUUGUUGCUCGAGCGAUACGUGCCAGUUCGUGCCUCUCUCGCACAACGUUCAAUGCAAGGCCGAAUCGGACUGCAGCUACAAUUCCACGUGCAAUGGGAAAUCUUCCGAGUGUCCCGCUCCAUUGCCAAGGGCCAAUAAAACAAGAUGCAACGAAGGAACUCAGCUCUGUAUCAACGGCGAGUGCACUGGAUCCAUUUGUCUGGAAUGGAACUUGACGGAGUGCUUUUUAACGAGCAACAUCAUUCCAAACAUAGACAAACGAAAACUCUGCGAGCUGGCUUGUCAGAAUGGUACCGAUCCAUCGACUUGUCGAAGUACCAGCGAGUUUGCUCACGUCGUUGGCCUACCCGAGGGUGGGAUAAGUCUGAGACCUGGCUCGCCCUGUGACAACUUUCAGGGUUACUGCGACGUCUUCUUGAAGUGUAGAGCGGUCGAUGCCGAAGGACCACUCGCGCGAUUGAAAAAUCUCUUAUUCAACAAGGAAACUUUAUCGACCGUAGCGCAAUGGGUAACUGAGUACUGGUGGGCAGUCCUUUUAAUGGGUAUAGCUUUCAUCAUUUUCAUGGGAUUAUUUAUCAAGUGUUGCGCCGUGCAUACGCCGUCUAGCAAUCCGAAGAAGCCACCUGCGAGACGCAUCAGCGACACGUUGAGAAGGCCAAUGAACACGCUCAGGAGGAUGCGACAUCCUCACGGUGGCGGAGGCCCGGGACCGAGGAGUAUACCUCCGAGACAGGGCCAAGGAGUGUACAGCGGAACGCGAGGACCCUCUCACGGUUACGGAGAGGGUAGGGGAGCUCAGCAUUAUCCCAAAGGCUAUCGCUUGGUUCCCACAGCUAGUGCGCCACCAAGCAGCAGCGUCGCAGGUAACUACGGUCGCUCCAACCAUCCAGAAUUGUACGCCGGUGCCUAUUCGAGCACCGGAGGAGGGGGCAGAGCCCCGGCCUACGAGAUGAGGCAUCACAAUAAAGUCUGACGAUCCUAGAAUGCUGUCACAGUCAGCAGGAGGCAUCGGUCUCGUUCCGUAAAACGAACCCGACCGGUUAUCUGUGAAGCAACAAACCGAUAAGGAAAAGAAGACGCAAUAAAAGAAAAAAAAAAAAAAAACGUCCGGCAUUGUGUUUUCGAAGAGAGUAUAUCUCCGAUCGUACGUGCACGUGGUGCUGGACUCUGUUGACAUUCGAGUAUUUCGCGAAGCACCGCUGUGUCCUCUAAUCCGUACAUUUAGUACAUCCGUACAUUUGUUUUUAAAAACAUUCGCGAGCGAACGUGUGAGUGGGGAUGAGUGAGAAACAUUGUACGUGUCAUCGAUCACAAAGUCGAGGUCUUGUUCGUUUAUGCUUCGUCAGUAUGUAUUUUGCCGUCGAGGUGGAAAGAACGGAACUAGAAAAUGGAAGAAGGAAACGUGGAAGUGUUACGUAAGCUUUGCGAGCUUGGGAGUCGAUUACGAAGAUUCGUGGUUGUGAAUUUCGUAUCACUUCCCAGAGAGACAAAGAACGAGAGCGAGCGAGUACCUUCUUACUUACAAUCACGACCUACUUACAUAACGCCCUUGGCAAAAACGUUUUCAGACAUUUUUAUCUCUCUAUAAGGUAGCGUUACUUCUUUGCAGUUUCGAGAAAUCCUCGAGAAUUUCUAUUUCAUGCUUAUGUGCGAUCGAUUUCGAUUUAAUAAGUAUUGCCGAAUUAAUCACGAGAGUAAUGUUGCGUAAAUAUUUUAAACGACCUGCGUCGUCGUAUACGUUGCCGUACGGAAAACCGACGUAAACAUUUUGAAUCUUUUUUUUUUUAUUAUUAUUAUACUCUGUAACACGUUUGUUGACGUCUUUGCCACAAUUUAACGUGAGCAUUUAUUUCUGCGAGUUCUUGUUAUAAGGAGUAGAAGACUGUUGUAAAGAGAGUGAGAGUGAGAGAGAAAGAAAGAAAGAAAGAAAGAGUGAAGAUUCAAAACAAUAGACGAGGAACGCGACAAUAUCCAGAGAGAGGUUUUAAGCUCUCUUGAGAAUAUAGGGUAAGGCAUUAAAACAAAAAGGUUCGGUGUAAUUUUUAAAACGUUGUCAUUGACAUUUUAUCGUUCGUUUUAUAAGUUUGUGAAAAAUCUGAACGUGUAUGUGUAUAUACAUAUAUAUAUAUACACAUGUGUAUAUGUAUACACAUAAAUAUGUAUAUUCCGAGAAUAUUUAUAUCGUUUGGCUAUGAAAAAUUGGCGAGAACGUUUCGGUCAAACUGGCAAAAGAAUUAGUUCUUCCCGUUAAAUUGUAUAUACGAAACGCGUUGAAAUACUAUUUCCAUUUGAUGAAUAUUUCUGGAUGGCAGUAUACGUUUGCGUUUUAGGUUUACUUUUUUGAUACUCCUUGGUAGUCGAAAUAGAGCAAAAGGGAGUAAUCAUGUUCCAUAUCUUCAAAAGCGAAAUGUCGUUGAUAUUUAUCCAGGGAUAAAUAACGCCUAUCACUACCAAACUGUUACAGGUCAUUCGUUUGAUCUCGGUACCAUUCUAGAAUAACUAUGAAACCAUAUGUAUUAUUCUUAUACUAAUUUUUAUUAGACAAUUGGAAGGAGCGAGGCUAUUAAUUAAAUUAAAAUUAAGAGGAGGUUUAAAAAGCAGCGAAGAAGAGAGAAAAAUAAAGAAAAAGAAAAGAUUCCAUUAACGAUUGCGAAUCGAACAACAAUGGAUAUUGGAUCGUUACUAGGAUGGAUUCCGCUUAUUAUUAUUAUUAAUUCUAUUUACUAUUAUUACAAAUUAGUUAUCUAUUGCAAAUGAUAAUUUAUCUACGCGCCGUCGCGAAUGUUAUAAGUUAUAUUUAAUGUACGACUUUUAACCAUGCAAAUUGUCAGGGGCUGCUACAACCGUAAAAGCGCUUUCAUUUCUUAGGCGCAUGGCGGACCAAAGAUGAGCCCUUUUUUUAAUGUGAACAAAUUCUAACGGAAUUCGUGGGGCUCGAGCAGCACACACACACACACACACACACACACACAGCUGCAUACUCGUAUACGAGAUAUCGAAAUCUACGCGAAGAACGUUGUUUCUUUUUCCUUUUUCAGUGCCAGCAAACUCGAUCGCACGCUCGAUCGUGCCUUUUAAUUUAGCAACGUUUCAAUCUCUCUCCGUAAAAUAAUCCUACUUAAUAUUUUUCUUCUUCUUUUUUUCUUUUCUCUUACGUACACAUCGGUUGUUUUUCUUUUUCUGAGAAACGAAAAAAAAAAUGAUACACAAAGCAGACAGUCGACACACGCUACAUCGUAAAGCUUUAUUUUUCUAUUCAUGUUCGUGAACGCGAGCUCGAGAUCGAUCGUGCCGGAGAGAUCGUGGUAAAAAAAAAAAUUUAGGUAAUUAUGAUCUGGCUUAAACGAGGUGGUUUUUUUAACGUGCCUCGAUGCUCUCAUCGCUGUCUGCGUUGUGACUUGAACGUUGUAGUUUAUCAUUGGGCAUAGGAAAGGAUAUAGAAAUGUAAAAAUGCGAAACGCAGUGCGAGAUUUUACGAAAAGGACGAUACGAGUUUGCGGAUCGUGUGAAAAUGUACAAUAGAUGCAAUGUGAUUAUUGAACAAAAAAAUGGAUCGCGAGAGAUCGUGUGAGAAAGAAAGAGUGAGGAAGAAAUUAAAGAAGUUGAUAAAAUAGGGCGCGUAAGGGCGCAUGUGAAAAACAAAGAGAGAAAGAGUAUACCUAUGUAAAUACAUUGAUAUUAUAUAAAUAUAUAUAUAUAUAAAUAUAUAUAUAUAUAUAAACUAUAAUUAUAUAAACAUAACAAAUGGUAAAGCGAAUACAAAAAUACUUGUUUUUAUAUCAGAUCUGUAUUAUAGCGAAACAUUAUUCUGUAUUUUGUAAUCAGGACGGAAGUUAAGGAUGACGAAAGAGUGUCUAUACGUGCGUGUGAUCAGGCCCCCCCCCUUAGUUUAUAAGAUUAAUACGAGGAUCCAUCGUGAAAAGAUCCAGAAAAAAAUGUUGAAAAUCUAGAUUAUUUAGGAAGGAAACAAAAAAAAACGAAUCUUAAACUCUUUUCUCGUACGUAGACACAGAACAAAGGAAAUCUGCCUGGCCCCAUUUGAGAUGACGUUGUUGUAGAAAGAUGACAAAAACAAUAACGAAAAUAGAGAAAUUAACGAUCUACUGCCAAAGUAUCGAUAAAAUAUAAAAUCUCGACGAAAAAAGGACAUGAUAUAUUAAAAAAUACUUCCAACUAUGCAUGUAUCUUUAGUCUCGUUAAUAUCGUUGUAAUUAUUUUAUCGUGUAUACAAUCGAUACGAAUCACGCAGAAUGUAUUGAAAUAUUUUAGAUGAUCUUUCCCGCUUAGAACGCGUUUACGUCGAUUGGUUCGUCAAGAGUCAACGUCGUUGUCAUUAUCGUUAUUAUUGUCAUUAAAGUAUCCACUUCGGUUCCGAGCCACUGCCAUUCAACGAUUAAAUUUUAAAUUUAGAUUAGAUCACGUUUGUUAUUAUCCGAUCGGACCGUUCCAAAAAAAUUACAUAUUUAUUCGCAAAAUCCGCUUCCAACUCACUGCCACAAAACGGUUCGAACGACUGAUUAAUACGAUCAAAGAUAGAGAUACGAGUUCUUCCGAAGAGGAUGAUGUAAAAUGAUUUUCUCUCUCCAUUUUUCUUCGAGUAAAAGGAUGCUUAAAAUUAGAUUAGAAUCGCGAAUGGGGCCAAGGUGAAUCUUAAUAUCGUGCGGUUACUAGUUGAAAACGUUCACGCGCAUGAGAGGAAUGUGGAUAAACCAAAAGAAAAAAGAAGAAAAAAAGAAAAAGAACAUCCCUUCAUUGAGUUGACCCUCCAUCCCCGAAAAAAGCCUCUAAAACUAAAUAUGCUUAAGCUUCUUCGUUUGUUUGCAGUUCCUGGAUUAAGGUCCGCGGAUAAAAUUUGGUAUAUGUACAUAUAUAUUCUUCUGUCUGUCUGCAUUUUAACGUUUAUGUGAUAAAAGAAAUAAUAUAGCACGUAACAAAAAUUCUUUAUACCUCAAUGCGGAAAUACGAAUGUUCUAACGGAGAAAGGGAGGGAGAGAAAGAGUGUAUGUGCGUGAGAGAGAGAGAGAGAGAGAGAGAGAGAGAGAGAGAGAGCGAGCGCGCGAGAGAGAGAGAGAGAGCAAUUCCAUCCCCAUCUUAAUCCAGGUCUGCAUCACCGUGACGCGAUGCACACUACUCUAUCACUUGUACAUAAUGUUAGAGAGAAAAAAAACAAAAGAGAAAAUUGAAAAUUAUAUUUUUUCUAUCGAUCCAAAAAUGUGGUGACUUAUCAACAUCGUGCAUCUGGAAUGAUUUUACACUGAAGCAUUAUAACGACUCAUUAUCGUUGAUAAUUAAUGAAAAUUCAACGUCAUAAAGUUGCAUUUUUUUAUUGGUUUUUUUUUCUUCUUUCUUUUUUCUUUUUCCUUUUUUUUUUUCUCAUCAAAAGGAUCAUCAGUCGAGCAUCAAGGAAAGAAAGCUCCGAGUGACUCGUCUCUAACGCGUCGUAUAAUUUUGUUUUCUUCCAUCUGUCGAUAGCAAUUUCUUUCAAAAGUGCUGUUCAUUCAUUUCUUUUUUUUUAAUUUUGGUUGUUAAAAAAUGUCAUGCAUGAUACUGACCAAUCGCCUGAACGUAGCUUCAGACCACCACUCUCUCUUUUUCCCAAAGUGUUUAGAAUGUGGCGAGUGUUUUAAGGAUAUUAAAAUAAAAAGAAUAUGAUUGUGAAUAUCUCUUGUGUUACGUUAAUGUGAUUAAAGAAAAACAAAAACAUUGUAAAGAACUAAAUAAAGCAUACAUUUUACAUUUA